AUGGAAGGAUGCAAGAUCCACUCGGACCCGGAGACGUGCUCCGAGUGUCUGAUUACCAUCCACCAACGUUGGUUUUGCAAGAUACCUAUUCAGAUGCUUUAUACUUCGUUUGGAGGCUGUAAUGAGCUAGUGUAG
Molecule: messenger RNA, 135 nt
Organism: Podospora anserina S mat+
Lineage: Eukaryota; Fungi; Ascomycota; Sordariomycetes; Sordariales; Podosporaceae
Exons: 2
Coding region: 1-135 (44 amino acids)
Source: RefSeq, a predicted model, not a curated record